This is a messenger RNA of Lates calcarifer (barramundi perch), 2770 nucleotides long. RefSeq names its product toll interacting protein (gene tollip). Gene Ontology annotation, cellular component: cytoplasm. The record is from RefSeq and is a predicted model, not a curated record. NCBI's taxonomy places the organism in Eukaryota, Metazoa, Chordata, Actinopteri, Centropomidae. Gene Ontology annotation, molecular function: ubiquitin binding; ubiquitin conjugating enzyme binding. Bases 128 to 955 code for a protein of 275 amino acids. Gene Ontology annotation, biological process: ubiquitin-dependent protein catabolic process. The transcript is spliced from 6 exons.
CGCUCGACACUUCCGGGUCAACUCAAAUCCGAGCAGUGUCGUUGUUAUUAUUUAAUUUGCUCACAGUAGACUUAUGACUAAAGAAGAUUAAAGAUAAGACAAGACGCGAGAAUCUAAUCCUGACAAAAUGGCGACCACUAUCAGCACUCAGCGGGGACAGGUGUAUAUUGGGGAGCUUCCCCAGGACUUCUUGAGGAUCACUCCCACCCAGCAGCAGCAGCAAGUCCAGCUGGAUGCCCAGGCAGCCAGGCAGCUGCAGUAUGGAGGCUCAAUAGGCACCAUAGGACGACUCAGCAUUACUGUGGUCCAGGCAAAGCUGGCUAAAAACUACGGUAUGACCCGGAUGGAUCCAUACUGUCGGAUCCGACUGGGCUACGCGGUCUACGAGACUCCAACCGCUCACAAUGGAGCCAAGAACCCACGCUGGAACAAGGUGAUCCAGUGCACGGUGCCUCCGGGGGUAGACUCCUUCUAUCUGGAGAUCUUUGAUGAGAGAGCGUUCUCCAUGGACGACAGGAUAGCAUGGACUCAUGUCACCAUCCCUGAAGGCCUGAGGGAAGGCAGCGUGGUGGACGAGUGGUUCAGCCUCAGCGGCAGGCAGGGCGAUGACAAGGAGGGCAUGAUCAACCUAGUGAUGUCUUUUGCUUCGUUACCAGCGGGGAUGAUGACCCAGCCUGUUGUCCUGAUGCCCUCUGUGUAUCAGCAAGGAGUAGGAUAUGUGCCCAUUGCAGGAGUGCCUACAGUCUACAACCAGGGCAUGGUGCCUAUGGCGAUGCCAGCAACCAUGCCGGCUGUCGGGGGCCAGGGGCCAGUGUGCAGUGAGGAGGACCUGAAGGCUCUGCAGGACAUGUUCCCCAACCUGGACAAGGAGGUGGUUCGCACAGUGUUGGACGCACAGCAGGGCAACAAGGAUGCCGCCAUCAACUCUCUGCUGCAGAUGGCUGAGGAGCUCUAACCACAGAGCACAAGCUCACAGUGGACAUCCCAACACACACACACACACACACACACACACACACACACACACACACACACAUGCAUGCAGCCUUCCCACACACACCCCUACACACAGAGUCCUCCCUACAGUGUGGCUGUUAGCUCACUCACACAUUGCAGCCAUAUCUGAGCUCCUACCAGCUCCACCUGCUGGUCUGUUUCCCCUCCCCUUUACCGUACACAAGGCCUGGGCUUUCUCUGCUAACACACAACUGUGUCAUCGCAACUAUUUUGUUCACCUCUGGUUGUAAGAAGCCACUGGUUUGAGAUGAUAUCAAUCCUUUAAGUCAUGACAGGAUCAUUAAGGCGUGUAUCACAGCAGAUGUGAUGGGUAUUAUAAAUCCUACCAGCCCAAAUAAUUUUGGUGAUUCUUUCAGUGUCACAAUCUCUCGCUGCAUCCACAGUAACCCAGUCUGUUCUCUCCCCUCUGAUCACAGGAUUUGAUUUGCACAGUUUGAGCUGCAGAGAGUUCAUGUCUAUCACGUCCAUCUUCUGUUGUUCUGAUGUUGUUGUUACUAGUGUGUGGAGAACUGCUUCUGUUUCAUAUAUAUAACUCUAAAAAUGUUUAAUGCAUUCAAAAUCUGAUAAAUUAUUAUGGAAGUAUUUAAUUAUACAGAAUUCUACAUGGUGAAAAGAGAAUGAACAAAUUAAUGCCACAUCACUACACUGAGUCAAUUUUCAAAGUGGUAAAAUCCCUAUUUGCCUGUUUUCUGUCAGUGAAGUAAGGAUGUUAUAAAGUAAUAUCCUGUGGAGUCACUUUUCUUUAAGUAAGUGUAAAGAUGCAGGGUAAUGAGUAGGGUUGCACAUUUCUAAGUUGGAAACUUUCCAUGGGAAUUAACAGGAAUAAACAGGAAGUUGCAGGUUAGCCUGUAACAGACAACCUAAAUAUAAUUGGGAAAAAAAAUCUUGCAACAUAAUCUUCGUUAAAAACAACCAGAUUUAAUGCAAAUUCAGUUGAAUUUCUACCCUAGACUGUGUAUUCCUGUAGGCAUAGUGAAUAUUCAUAUUUUAUUCAACAUGUCAUGUUUUUUCUUCAGUGAAAAAAUCAAUUUAACUUCUAUUCACAAAUAACUAAUAAGUCAAAAUUAAAAAUCUUAAUGUAAAAAUUGUGAUGUACAAAAUAAAAUACUUAUAUUUAUGUUUGCACGAUACAGUAUGUACAAUUUACCCAAAAAAUUCUAGUUAAUUCCUGUUAAUUCCCAUGAAAAGUUCCCAGAAAUUUUCCACCACCUUGUGACCCGAGUGAUGACAUGAGAAGAUGACCUGUGUGACCUGUGUGUUCUGAAGCUGAGCAUGAUGUCGUAUGUUGACCAAAACAUGUCCAUCCAGGUCGUCUACACAGUGAUCCAGAUAGAAAUUCAGUUUAAUGAGCUGCAUAUCCACAGCUGUUUUCAGAAAUAUUUCCCCCCUGAGCAGUGAUGCCUGAGAUGACAGUGACCAGACUUCCAUGAAGUGUGCCAUGAAUGUUCAUGGUCCCCAGAGGAUGACCCCUUUAUUUUUACUUUAGUGCCACCAUCAUGUUAAUACUUGGACAUGGGGAGCUCACUCGCGCUUCAUAGUAUCACCACAGGCAGAACUUUAAAUGUUUUUCAGCUGCAGUAUUUCUCUGUGUUGUAGCUCCUAAAGCUUUCUAUUGACACUUGUAGGUUUCAAGGUCUUGUUAAUGUGCUGUCUGCCAAAGGUUUCACUUUAAGAUUUGUUAUCUCCUUGUGACUUUUCACUUGUGGUUUCACAACUUUCACAACUGUUUAGAUUCUUUAAAAUGUCACAGUUA